UUCAGGAGCGGUUGUGCGAUCAGAUCGAUCUAAGAUGGCGACUGUGGAACCGGAAACCACCCCAACUCCUAAUCCCCCACCUACAGAAGAAGAGAAAACAGAAUCUAAUCAGGAGGUUGCUAACCCAGAACACUAUAUUAAACAUCCACUACAGAACAGAUGGGCGCUUUGGUUUUUUAAAAAUGAUAAAAGCAAAACUUGGCAAGCAAACCUUCGACUGAUCUCUAAAUUUGAUACUGUUGAAGACUUUUGGGCUCUGUACAACCAUAUCCAGUUGUCUAGUAAUUUAAUGCCUGGCUGUGACUACUCACUUUUUAAGGAUGGUAUUGAGCCCAUGUGGGAAGAUGAAAAAAACAAAAGAGGAGGACGAUGGCUAAUUACAUUGAACAAACAGCAGAGACGAAGUGACCUCGAUCGCUUUUGGCUAGAGACACUGCUGUGCCUUAUUGGAGAAUCUUUUGAUGACUACAGUGAUGAUGUAUGUGGAGCUGUUGUUAAUGUUAGAACUAAAGGUGAUAAGAUAGCAAUAUGGACUACUGAAUGUGAAAACAGAGAAGCUGUUACACAUAUAGGGAGGGUAUACAAGGAAAGGUUAGGACUUCCUCCAAAGAUAGUGAUUGGUUAUCAGUCCCAUGCAGACACAGCUACUAAGAGCGGCUCCACCACUAAAAAUAGGUUUGUUGUUUAAGAAGACACCUUCUGAGUAUUCUCAUAGGAGACUGCGUCAAGCAAUCGAGAUUUGGGAGCUGAACCAAAGCCUCUUCAAAAGCAGAGUGGACUGCAUUUAAAUUUGAUUUCCAUCUAAAUGUUGCUAAGAUAUAAGAGAAGUCUCAUUCGCCUUUGUCUUGUACUUCUGUGUUCAUAUAUUAUUAUUAUUUUUUUUAAUUUUGGCUAGCAUAUCCACUACCUAAUCAAAGAAUUACAGUACACAUCAUCCCCAGAAUCCAUAAAUGUGUUCUUGGCCCACUCUGUAAUAGCUUAGUAGAAUUAUAUUACAAACACAUUUACCCAUCCACUAUAUUCAAAAAAGAACUUGGCAUUUCUAUACCUUAAAGGAAAAAAAAUUCAAUGUUCCAUUGUAUGCAGGAGCAUAUUUUGCUGGUUUGGAAGAAUAUGAUGCAUACAGUUUUCUAGCAAUUUUCUUUGUUUCUUUUUACAGCAUUGUCUUUGCUGUACUCUUGCUGAUGGCUGCUAGAUUUUAAUUUAUUUGUUUCCCUACUUGAUAACAUUAGUGAUUCUGAUUUCAGUUAUUCAUUUUGUUUUGCUUUUGUUUUUUUCUUCAUGUAACAUUGGUGAAGGAUCCAGGAAUAUGACACAAAGGUGGAAUAAACAUUAAUUUGUGCAUUCUUUGGUAAUUUUUUUGUUUUUUUUUGUAACUACAAAGCUUUGCUACAAAUUUAUGCGUUUCAUUCAAAUCAGUGAUCUAUGUUUGUGUGAUUUCCUAAACAUAAUUGUGGAUUUUUAAAAAUGUAACAUCAUAAUUACAUUCCUAACUAGAAUUAGAAUGUCUGUUUUUGUAUCUUUAUGCUGUAUUUUAACACUUUGUAUUACGUAGGUUAUUUUGCUUUGGUUAAAAUGGCUCAAGUAGAGAAGCGGUCCCGUUCAUAUUAAGACAGUGUACAAAACUGUAAAUAAAAUGUGUACAGUGAAUUGCCUUUCAGA
Choloepus didactylus (southern two-toed sloth) is the source of this 1662-nucleotide messenger RNA. RefSeq names its product eukaryotic translation initiation factor 4E. Bases 35 to 688 code for a protein of 217 amino acids. The record is from RefSeq and is a predicted model, not a curated record. Gene Ontology annotation, cellular component: cytoplasm; eukaryotic translation initiation factor 4F complex. Gene Ontology annotation, biological process: translational initiation. Gene Ontology annotation, molecular function: RNA 7-methylguanosine cap binding; translation initiation factor activity. The transcript has 7 exons. Lineage: Eukaryota; Metazoa; Chordata; Mammalia; Pilosa; Megalonychidae.